Molecule: messenger RNA, 1470 nt
Organism: Botrytis cinerea B05.10
Lineage: Eukaryota; Fungi; Ascomycota; Leotiomycetes; Helotiales; Sclerotiniaceae
Exons: 2
Coding region: 37-1155 (372 amino acids)
Source: RefSeq, a predicted model, not a curated record
GUGGGCCUUGCUUUUUCUACAAUAAAGAACCCUUGAAUGUCAAGGGAAUCAGUACAAUCGCAUAUGCACCUCAGAGAACGUGACAUACGAAUCCCCCAUAGUCUUACAGUCAUGAACGCACAGAGAAAGAAGGAGGUGUUGGAUCUAUUAACCAAAUUACUCGCUACUCCCACAGUUGUGCACGACAGAAGGAAAACAGCGAAAGUCAGAUACCUCCCAUUCGUCAAGGCUAUCAUCAAACAACCAGUAACCCCAAGACAAUCGUCCGCUGGCGUAUUCGACAUCUUUCCACUUGAGAUACGACAGGAAAUAUGCAAGCACCUCGACUUCGAAAGCAUAGUAAAGUUUAGUCAAACAGGCUACGCAGCAAAGAGCAUCGUCGACUCAUUGCUUUCCUUAACGGAGAUUACGUCAAAAGUUCCUCAGUUCUUGAAGGCUAUGGCUAAACUGGGAUUAUUGCAUGUCCAAUCGAUAGCAACCAUAGCUCAAGUAUUAAGCUCAUCCUCUUGCGACUUCUGUCCAAAUUUUGGUUCUUACUUUUUCCCCUUGACUGGUAAUCGGUGCUGUUUCUUCUGCUUGUCAACCCAACCAGAGUUUUCCCUCCUACGCAAAGACCAGGCAAUCAAAUACUUCGGUUUAUCUUCUAUCGAAGGCCUGCCAUCUAUCAUCGUAAAGAAAUUUUGUCUCGGAGUUAAAACUAGAAGGACAGAGUUAGCCGAAUGUGUCAGCGCUCAGAAAGUCGUCGAUAUGUACUAUAGCAGAAGACAUAAAACAAUACAACACGAUGCUGCUUCCGAGGAUCAAUUACAGUCCCCCCAACACGGCCUAUGUUGGGACCUACAGCGGCGUUGUGAUUCCUCUUAUGCAGCAGCUGUUGCGAUCCCAUUGCUAAGAGAUUCCAUAUGGCCCCGUUACAGUGGAGGAUACUAUUGUACACCAUGUAUGAAGUCUUGGCAAGGACCGAAACAUUCCUAUCGGCAUUGCUUUUUUGUAGUAAGCGCAAUGAUCCCACGAUAUGAGGAUGGUUCAGCAAGAGAGACUGUAGAAGGAAGGAUGAAUAUCCCAGCUAGAACGAUGGAUGAGCAUCUUGAACAUACAAGAACUUGUUCGAAAGCUCAGAAAGCUCGAUUACGGCAGCAAGAUCUCAUUUCAUGAAGAAUUUGAGUUGAGAGUUUAGACAAUACCAUUGCAUCAUUUCUUCUCGAUUGUGAUGCAAACAAGGUUCGCUUGGGGGAUAAACAUGUUGCGAUGGGGAUUUUGGGCGAGGCAGUGGAUCAAACGGGCUUUUUGCGGGUAUGCUGGCAUACGUCCAGCUGAAGUUUUAUGAAUAUUUAAGUUGGGAGAAAUUAUUCGGAAGAUACGAACGUGUUGAGGUUCGCAGUCAGUAGGGGUAUUUUGACAGCACUGGAUGUUCUCUCCUCUUCGAUAGUAUUAUAAAGAUAAUAGUUUGAGCGACGAAAAUUACUUUCA